AUGCUGGAGGUGAUUAACCUAUUGGUUGAUUAUAUACAGGAGAAACCAGGAACAACUCAAACGGAUGUUGUUGACAGUUGGAACAAUGCAAGGAAUCGUGGUUUAUCCGUCGAUAAGCAAUGUGGUAUUUUAUUCGAAGAAAUUGUGGAUGUGGCAAUCAGACCACGGUUUUCAUUAGAGUAUGGUAUUCUCGAAGUAAUUCUUCAUAUUGGACAGAUUCUAAAUCAGAGAUCGUUUAUAUCAGAUAGAUGGUGGUUCAAAUUGGCAGAAAUCAAAGUUCCAAGGAAAAGUGAUGGGCUUGAAAGUUUGACCAGAAGUUUGUUGAACUAUGGAAUUUCAAGAGAUAAUAUUCAUAACUGGAAAGCAAUAAUGCUACUCCUAGAGUUGUUUUAUCAGCAAUCAGACAUUCGGAGAUUUAUUAUUAAACAGUUACGGGAGGUGUACAAUUAUCGUUUAGGGGAAAUUUUGGAUUCCUUGAACAGUUUUCAACUGGCAAAUUACUUAAUUGAAUUGAUAAUCAAUUGUUUCCCCAAGAAGCAUAAUAUACGAGCAACUUUAUCCUCGGCGCCAAAACUAUGGACAGAACCUGAGAAAACAAAAUCUUUCUUUUCAGAUGAACUUUAUCCUCACCGUGCUAAGCAUGGAGAAGAUGCAAUUAUUCAGUUAAUUUUAAAAAGGUACGGUAGCUUUUUCACAAAUUUCGGUUCCAUCAAGAAAGCCGUUUAUAUCACAGGAAAAUCGAGUGGAAUAAAAACGUUAUCCAAGCAUCAAUCAUAUAUGCAGGUGAUACACCAUUCAUUAUACUUUUGGGAUGGAGAAGGCCUUUUCUUCGAAAUCAAUCCAAAGAAAGUAGAUAUCGUGAGAGAUUUAAGGGACACAUUGAAAAUUACUUUGACUGACACGUUUUCACACUGUGUCCUGUCCCCUCAUUCAGCAUGGUUAGCAACUCUUAACAAGACAACGUCUUUCCAAUUUCAGAGCCACGAUCCCGCCGUUAGUGAAUUGAUUUGGAAUGCUACUAAAUUACCUAAGAUCAGUGAAGUACAGACCUAUAUUUCAUUAAGAUUUCCAUCGUCCUACGAUGAUGGAAUCAUUGAAUCGUCUAUUCAAGAGCCAGAACCAAGUGUCGGUGAUAACUUGAUGACGAUAGAAAAUGGUGAUAAUACUAAUAGUUCGUUUCAUAUGGGUCAAGUUACCGAUCACUAUGAUACUCCCGAAAAACCACAUGACGACACAGUAGAGAAACCACCAGUACCCGAAAUGGUACCAUCGUCAUCCCAACAACCCGAGACCCCAAGGAAAUUGAAACUUUCUAUAUUUGAUGAUUCUAUUGAACAUGAUCAACAAUCUCCUUUGGCUAUAGCUCAGAAGCGAAAGAUAGUGAGGGCAACGUCGAAAACGUUGGAAGUUUUAAAGGAAGAUUUUAACAAAAAGGCACCAAUGGGUCCAUUAUCUUCUUGCCAAGAAGAUAUUGAAGAACCUGUAAAUGAGUCUCUUGCUCGAUUAUGUGCUAUCCCACACAUCUCAAAAGACACAUCUAUGGCUGUACACAAUAAGAAGGUUGGGAAUGUUGACCGGAAUAGCGGUAAGAUUAAAAAAGUGACAGAUAUGUUCAAGGCGACGACAACAAAGAAGAAAGAUGUAUCGAUACUAGAUGACAUAUUUGCCCUGCCAUUGCCAAGGGGCAAUAAAAAGAAGGUAGAUAAAAGCAAGCAAACUGUAUUGAAUAAUUUCAAGCCAAUUGUAUAUGUGCCCUCUCAAGAUGUACCGCCUGCAAAAUCAAAAAUGUUAGCCGCCAACAAUAAUAAAAUAUCAAUCAAAAGAAAGGCCAUCGUGCUGCAGAGUACAGAAGAAAAGAACAAGAGGCAGAAGGUACAAGAUCAGAAAGAAGAUAUAUUUGCCCUUUCGGAGCAUGGAGAACCACGGAUAAAGGAAGUUGAAAAGAGACAGCCAGUCACCACUUCAUCGGUGAAGAGAAUCACAAGGUCAUCUAGAAAAGUCUACGCUGCGGAAGAAAAUGUGAAAAAGCCUCUCACCACGACAAGUAACGAACAAAAACCCUGCUUUAACAAGAAAAACGGUGCAAAUGUUAGUACUGUAGCGGCAGAAAAUGAAUUAGUUAAUUCUGCAGAUGACACAAGAUCUGAUGAUAUCACAAUCGGUAACGACAAAUCCAUAAUUACAGAAUCGUCUCAUACUGACAUAUCGAUGUUUGCAGCUGCUACUGCUACCGCAGAAAACACCACUAUUUCAGGUGGUAGCAAUAAAUUCCCAUCGUUUGAGACCUCGUUUACAAACCAACUACAGGAACAGAUUUAUCACUCCGUGAUGAACUUCAGUAAUGAAUUGACAAGAAAGAUCUCGUUAAUUAACGGUGAGAUGAACAAAAAAAUUAUUAACGAAUUAUCUGAGAAAUACAAAACAAUGUUCAAAGAGCUUCAGUCCAGUUUCCAGAACGACGUGGAAAAGAUUACUGGGUUCGUUGGUGAAAUCAAAGAUAUGUUACAUCUUCCAGAAGAAGCACUAGUUAAACUCAUAAGAGACAAACAAUUCCAUUCUUAA
This is a messenger RNA of Kluyveromyces lactis, 2562 nucleotides long. It is a transcript of the gene RED1, whose product is annotated as Red1p. Gene Ontology annotation, biological process: reciprocal meiotic recombination. The coding region runs from base 1 to 2562 and encodes 853 amino acids. NCBI's taxonomy places the organism in Eukaryota, Fungi, Ascomycota, Saccharomycetes, Saccharomycetales, Saccharomycetaceae. The record is from RefSeq and is a predicted model, not a curated record. The transcript has 2 exons.